Dendrobium catenatum is the source of this 1597-nucleotide messenger RNA. Its product is annotated as 2-oxoglutarate-Fe(II) type oxidoreductase hxnY-like. Bases 338 to 1180 code for a protein of 280 amino acids. The transcript has 12 exons. The record is from RefSeq and is a predicted model, not a curated record. Gene Ontology annotation, molecular function: dioxygenase activity. Lineage: Eukaryota; Viridiplantae; Streptophyta; Magnoliopsida; Asparagales; Orchidaceae.
UCAAGACUUAUCGGUAAUGAAGAGAAAUUAAGGCCAUUGGCCAUGCAUGCCUCUUGAGGCGUGAAUUUGAUUUCUCCGGAUUAGAAUUUUGCAGCAAGCUAGAUAAGAGAGUGAGAGAUGUGAAGAGGAAUUCGAAUUCUGUAAAAUACAGCAAGUGGGCUGAGAUGGUGGCGCCGGUUCCAGAUGAAGCCACGUCCGCCGAAGUGCAUGUGACGGCACUAAACUGUAUCAGCAUCUCGGAUCCUGACAUCCAGAAAUCCAUUUCACUUCUGAAGCAGGCGUGCCUAUAGAUUCUGGAUUUUUCUAUGUAAUUGAUCAUGGCAUUAGCCAGGAAUUCAUGAAUGAGGUUUUCUUCCAGAGUACAAAGUUUUUUGCUCUACCUUUGCAUAAAAAAAUGGAGCUGUUUCGUAAUGAAAAGCUUCGAGGUUAUACACCCACACUUGAUCAGACUCUGGAUCCCGAAAAUCAAGUUCAGGGUGACUUGAAAGAAGGAUAUUACAUAGGUGUUGAAGUGCCUGAAGAUGAUCCUGAUGCAAAAAAACCCUUUUAUGGUCCAAAUCAGUGGCCUUCAGAAGAUAUUUUACCUGGCUGGAGGCAGGUUAUGGAGCAGUACCACAAUGAGGCCUUGAGAGUGUCCAGGGAAAUUGCUAAGAUUAUAGCUCUUACACUUGAUUUAGAUGCUGGCUUCUUUGAUAAACCAGAAAUGCUUGGUGAGCCCCUGGCGACAUUGAAGCUUCUUCACUAUGAAGAUAAAAUUUCUGAUCCUGCAAGGGGAAUAUAUGGAUGUGGUGCUCAUUCUGAUUUUGGUUUGAUUAAUCUCUUGGCCACUGAUGAUGUGGCCGGUCUUCAGAUAUGCAAGAAUAAGGAUGCCCGACCUCGGAUAUGGGAAGAUGUUGCUCCUUUGAAAGGUGGUUUCAUUAUCAAUAUUGGUGAUUUGCUCGAGCGGUUGAGUAAUGAUGUCUUCAGAUCUACAUUGCACCGUGUUGUAUUAGAUGGACAAGAACGCUAUUCUGUUGCAUUUUUUGCGGACCCAAAGCCUGAAUGCAUUGUGGAGUGUUUGCCAUCUUGCACAUCUGAUAUGAACCCACCCAAGUAUCCUCCGAUAACGUGUUAUGCGUACAUGAACCAGAGAUACAACGAUACACAUCUAGGCCUGAAUCAUAUCAUGGACAAGAAAUGAGAUCAUAUCAUGGACAAGAAAUGAGAAAUUAAAUGCAGGUAUAGCAGGUCCAUAAAUUUCUAUUAUUCUUGUUAUGGGAAAAGGCCAAAAUUUGACAGCAACUCUAUCAGAAAGAAAAUCUGUAGAUAUUCGAAGGUGUGCCUAUUUGGGAAAUAAAAGAUUUAGUACUUAACAAUCAUGCUUUAGUUACUAGUUGCUGGUUGGGAGCUUUUGCUAUCAAUUAAGAGGUCUUGGAUUCGAGUCUUAUAUAUAUAAUGUGUGUAUGAAUUUGCUUGAAUUGAUCUAAAUAUUCUACUUGGGAUAAAUUGACUAUUUUGAGUGGUUUGUAAGAUUACUGUAUUUAAUGUGUAUAUGGUGAAAAUAAUGUUGAUACUCAUUUAAGAGCUAUGAAAUGUGGCUUGAGGCUGUAUUUGAAUU